Molecule: messenger RNA, 3498 nt
Organism: Drosophila biarmipes
Lineage: Eukaryota; Metazoa; Arthropoda; Insecta; Diptera; Drosophilidae
Gene: Lim1
Product: LIM/homeobox protein Lhx1
Exons: 7
Coding region: 766-2271 (501 amino acids)
Biological process (GO): regulation of transcription by RNA polymerase II; neuron differentiation
Cellular component (GO): nucleus
Molecular function (GO): DNA-binding transcription factor activity, RNA polymerase II-specific; RNA polymerase II transcription regulatory region sequence-specific DNA binding
Source: RefSeq, a predicted model, not a curated record
GAAGCGCCCGCAAAACGCAAAACGCACGAAGAAACGCUCGCCAGGGAGGCAACGCAGCCGCUCACCGUUUACCGUUAGUCAGCUGUUCCGUUCCGCCGCGAAACCGAAAAUCUCGAGAAUUUUUGCGUUGUUCAAAUUUUUUUGCAAGUGAGAGUCUUGAACAACAAGAGGAAGCAUUCAAAUAUAUCUAUGCAUCUGAGGAGAUCACAUAACAAAACCAAGAAAUCGCAGAAAAGCUGAAAGUGCACAGUGCCCAAAAGGAAGAAAAGAAAAUACACAACUAAAUACUGGAGUACAAGGAGCAAAAAGGAGAAAUUUACUCGAAGAGGAGCGGAAUUCGCGCUUUGUUUUUGUUUUGCCAAACUUGCCGCCGGCUCACACGUGCUACUCCCCUCUCGCUCGCACCUGCCCCCCAGUCUCUUUAUGUGCGUUUACCGUUAAGUGUGUAGGUGGGGUUCAACCCGCUCCUCUCUGUCUCUCUCUCCCGCUCCCACGCACACCCCCUACUCACACACACACACUCGCGCCUCGCUUACACACGCACACACACGCACGCGGGACUUAACCCACUGACGCCCCCAGAAGGCAAACGCUACCAACUCUUAGCCCCCGAAAAAAACUCCAUCCCCCGGCACCAAGAUAUUCGACAACAAAAUUCUCACCGAGGCCUCAAAAGCGCCCCUGAGGGCCGUCGCACUGGCGUCAUUUCUGGGCGACGGGUUCGCCGCCCUCGGUAGCCGCGCCCCCCCGCCCAAGGACCAUCUGAUGGCGUUCGGGGCGGUCCUACACACCAGCCAGCACAAUAUCGGUCGCAGUGAACCGCCCGUGGGCGUUGGCGAUCCCUGCGCCGGAUGCAACAAACCCAUCCUGGACAAGUUCCUGCUGAAUGUCCUGGAACGCGCCUGGCACGCCUCCUGCGUCCGCUGCUGUGAAUGCCUCCAACCGCUUACCGACAAAUGCUUCAGCCGCGAGUCGAAGCUCUACUGUCGCAACGAUUUCUUCAGACGUUACGGCACCAAGUGCAGUGGGUGUGGCCAGGGUAUCGCGCCGUCGGAUCUGGUGCGGAAGCCCAGGGACAAGGUCUUCCACCUGAACUGCUUCACCUGCUGCAUCUGCCGCAAGCAACUGAGCACAGGGGAGCAGCUCUACGUGCUGGACGACAAUAAGUUCAUCUGCAAGGACGACUAUCUGCUGGGCAAGGCGCCAUCCUGCGGGCACAAUUCGCUGAGCGAUUCAUUAAUGGGCUCGGCGAGCGAAGACGACGACGACGAUGAUCCGCCGCAUUUGCGGGCCACGGCACUCGGACUGGGCGUACUGGGGCCCAACGGACCCGACUCAGCGGGCGGACCCCUGGGCACGUCGGAUAUAUCAGUACAAAGCAUGAGCACCGAUAGCAAAAAUACCCAUGACGACUCCGACCAGGGCUCCUUGGACGGGGAUCCGGAUGGACGUGGCGAUUCCCAGGCGGAGAACAAAAGUCCCGACGAUGCCAACGGAUCGAAGCGACGCGGACCGCGCACCACCAUCAAGGCCAAACAGCUGGAGGUGCUGAAGACGGCCUUCAAUCAGACGCCGAAGCCGACACGCCACAUCAGGGAGCAACUGGCCAAGGAGACCGGGCUGCCCAUGCGCGUCAUACAGGUGUGGUUCCAGAACAAGCGGUCGAAGGAGCGGCGCAUGAAGCAGAUCACCAGCAUGGGCCGCCCGCCCUUCUUCGGCGGAGCCCGCAAAAUGCGCGGCUUCCCCAUGAACCUCUCGCCCGGCGGCCUGGACGACGGACCCGGCUUCCCCUACUUCGCGGCGGACGCCAAGUUCGAGUUCGGCUACGGCGGACCCUUCCACCCGCACGACGGACCCUACUUUCCCGGCCACCCCGGCGGACCGAUGCCCUUCAAUGCGCCAGGCGGCCCCAUGGACCACAGCGGCCCCAUUCCGAUGGUGAACGAGUUCGGCCUGACGCCGGAGGCGACGUUCCUGGGGCAGGCGGGCGGGCCGCCGAUGCAGCUGCAGUCGGCCGUGGGCCCGCCGCCACCGCCGCCGCCGCCGAGCGCCGAGCACUUGAUGGCCGCCGCAGCGGCAGCGGCGCAGCAACAGGCGGCGCAACAGCAGCAGCAACAGCAGCAGCAGCAGCAGCAGAAUGCGCAACAAGCGGCGAAUCAGACGCAGCAGCAGCAGCAACAAAAUGGCCCCCGCACCAAUUCGCCGGAGUUCAUGAGCUCGGCGAAUUUCAGCGAACCGCAGAAUAUGCAAAAUGAAGGGCUCGUUUGGUAAUAUACGAAACAGUUGGCAACGCGGCUGCUGCUCUUCGGCAGAGAGCGAGUGCGAGAGCGGCAGCGAGAGCGAGAGAGAGCGGCGCAGGGCGAGUAGGCGAGAGUGGGAGGGAGAUGGAGCGGCGCUCGCUGUAGUAGUGCCGUCCCGCUCUCGCCACAGGCUAAGCCCCACCCCCUCUGCUGCGUUUUGUUUUUGUUAUACUUUUAUUAUUAUUAUUAUUACUGUGCUAUUUUUUGUACUUCAAUUCGGCGCCAAAAUAUUUGUAAAUUAUAAAACUAAACAAACGAAAAAAACACAAAAAUAGACAAAGAAAAUCUCUCUUAAAUGUAUAAAAACGAAACAAAUAAUGGGCGCUGCACAUAGUAAACAAUUUUUUUUAACAAAAAAAAAAACAAAAACAAGAAGAAAAACUCUAAAAAAUUACAUUAAAAGCAAACACUAAACGUCUUGUCUGUAAUUAAAACAAAAAUACUAUUUAUGUGUAUCAGUGUAUAAAACAAAAUGCAAAAAUCUGUAGUCUAAAAAAGAUCUGCAUCAAGGGAUUUUUUUGUAAAUUAGCACAUUUUAUUCGUAACUCUAAAAUUGUUUAUUUUUUGCCUGCAUUUUUUGACGAAACCUUUUUUUUAUAUUAUUACACGUAACAUAUGGAUAUAUAUUAUAAUCGUUGUCUAACAACAUACACGUAACUAGGCAUGUACUAGGUCCUAAGUCUACAUAAACCAGAUAUUAUAUAUACAGAGCUACAUACGGCGGCACACACGUACACGGCAAGAAAAAGCCGAAACAACCAACACAUAGCAAACUAAACUAAACUAUUUUUUUUUUUUUGUGGUCCUAGAACGUAAGCGAACGUAAUUUAUUAUAAACAAAUGAAUAAAAACGAGGAGACCGGAGGAGAAGAGGUCGAGGCAGCGGAAGUGCUAAAACUAAAUGUAAACCUAGAAAAGGAUGACACCUAAACAAAAUUACACAUAUAUAUAAAAGGUAUAUGAGCAUAAAUAUAUGAAUUUCCAAUUAUAAUGAUAUAGCAGCGAAAAAACGAGAGAAAUCCCCAGCUAACAGUUUUGAUUAUUAUUAUGACGAUGCGAAUUAUUAUUAUUAUUGUAAAAAGUAUUAGUGUUAGCAUAAUGCGUAAGUUUAUUAAAGAACCGAAACAACAACAACCACAACACACACAACUAAAUCCCUAUAUUCAUCAAGCGAUUAAAAAUAAAAUGUGCAAAAGAA